CAUCUGUGGUUUAUUAAUGGAUUCGACAGGAGCGUGUCAGCAGCGUUUAAACAGUAGGGAAAAAGGAGCGGAGGGAAAUCGGACUGUCAGGCGUGUGCGAGAAGAAUUGCCUCAUUCUACUGUCGUUGCUCGACCUGACUUUGACCUCCGUCGCCGAUUGUCGCACAGGGUGACAUAACCUUGCUCGCAAAGAUGUCUCAUGAUCAUGCGGGCCACAUGAUGAUGAAUGGGACAAUGAAUCACGGAUCCCAUGCACCUAUGGCUCACAUGGAUAUGGAACAUAUGAGCAUGAACCACGAAGGUAUGAAUCACGGAAGUGUAAACCACGGGAGCAUGGACCACGCGAGUAUGAAUCACGGGGCCAUGGAUCACGCGGGGAUGGACCACGGUGUCGGGGCUUCGACGAGCAAUGCGUGCAGCGACAUGGGCUCGCACGGUAUGUUGAUGACGUUUCACACUGGCUACUGUGAAUCAGUACUGUUCGAGAACUGGAAGAUCACGUCGAUCGGCAGUCUCAUCGGCUCAAUGAUCGGUAUCGUGAUCAUGGCCGCGCUCUACGAGGGUUUGAAAUAUUACCGGGAGUACUUGUUCUGGAAAACAUACAACGCCCUGCAAUAUAGGAGCGUCACGGUGCCGAGUGAGAAGAAUGUGGUAGCCGAAGAUAACCGAGUCGUUCAUAUGGUUGGAGAAGUAAUCCAUAAGCAACCGCCGACUAUGCUGUCCUGGAUGCAUUUAUUCCAAACAUUUCUGCACAUCGUGCAGAUCGUCCUGUCAUACUUCUUGAUGCUAAUCUUCAUGACAUACAAUGUUUGGUUGUGCUGCGCUGUAGUAAUAGGUGCUGCUAUUGGUUACUUCUUGUUUGGUUGGAAAAAAUCUGUGAUCGUAGAUGUUACAGAACAUUGUCAUUAGCAUUCAAUAAAUUGCUUUAAAUUACUUUUUCUGAAUUGCACUCGUGAGAGUGCAACUGUACUUUGAUGGAAAGCCGUUUAAAUGUAAAAAAAAAAUAUCAAGAUUAAGAGCAAUGCCUUCUGUUUAUCAAACAAGAAUAUAGAGAAUUAAUCUUCUCUAAAUUCAUAAUACACACAAUAAAUAUAGAAAUAUAGCAGAAUACAGGAAAAAUAAAUAUUUAUUUUAGUUUUAUAAUUUAAUUUUGUAUAUUCAUUUUUUUUGUCCUCAAAAAACAAUCUAAAGGAAUCUAUUAAUUUAUCUUUAAGUUAUCUUUAAUCAAACAUUUUACAGAAUUACUACAUAAAUUCUACAUACAAAUAGAAGAGAUUUUAGAAUAAUUAGUAAUUCACCAUUAUAUCAUGAAAUAAUUUUAUAAGGAACAACUAGGAGCUUGAAUCUUAGAUAAAUGUGGCAAGUUGUAAAUAUUGUUAAGAGAUUUGUAUAACAAAUAUGUUGUCAAAUGCACACACUUUUUCCCAAUUUUAUAUUUUUAUUAUCCGUUUUAUUUUGGAAGAAUGCCUGCUAAUAUCAAUAAAUUUUUAAUAUUUGGGAUAAAGGUGUGUGUGCCCACAUUAUCUUAAAUAAUUGUAAAAACAUACCAUUAUAAAAUAAACCGUUACAAAUUGA
Cataglyphis hispanica is the source of this 1575-nucleotide messenger RNA. It is a transcript of the gene Ctr1A, whose product is annotated as high affinity copper uptake protein 1. The record is from RefSeq and is a predicted model, not a curated record. Gene Ontology annotation, biological process: copper ion transmembrane transport. Bases 193 to 909 code for a protein of 238 amino acids. Gene Ontology annotation, molecular function: copper ion transmembrane transporter activity. NCBI's taxonomy places the organism in Eukaryota, Metazoa, Arthropoda, Insecta, Hymenoptera, Formicidae. The transcript has 5 exons. Gene Ontology annotation, cellular component: membrane.